Molecule: messenger RNA, 2388 nt
Organism: Procambarus clarkii (red swamp crayfish)
Lineage: Eukaryota; Metazoa; Arthropoda; Malacostraca; Decapoda; Cambaridae
Product: UNC93-like protein
Biological process (GO): regulation of potassium ion transport; regulation of muscle contraction
Cellular component (GO): plasma membrane; striated muscle dense body
Molecular function (GO): potassium channel regulator activity
Source: RefSeq, a predicted model, not a curated record
CACUAGUGAUCGCUCUCUCGUGCUGACACGGCGUUUCCUCUGAGGAUCUCUCCUUUCCAUCUGGCUCGCUUGUACGCGCCUACUUAUCGCCACACUUGUCCUCAGAAGGCUGAAACAAGAUGGCGGACGAGGACAAAACAGACGGACAGGAUAACCCAGCUUUUGUUGGCGAUGAAAACUCUACAGUUAGUGUCGUCAAGGCUACAGAAGCCGUGGCCUCGCCUUCAUCGACACAGGCCGCGGCGGCGACGGUGCUGGUGGUGAGGAAGAAGGAGCUAACGGAGGAAGAGAACAUGGAAAAGGUCCGCAUCCUGAAGAACGUCGUCAUCAUCUCCAUCGCCUUCAUGUUCCUCUUCACCAGCUUCAACUCCAUGGCCAACCUCCAGUCCUCCAUCAACAAAGUGGAUGGAACGGCGGCGUUGUCGACGCUAUACGCUGCCCUGGUGGUGUCCUGCGCCUUCCUCCCCACCUGGAUGAUCAAGAUGCUGAAGGCCAAGUGGACGCUCUGCUUCUCUAUGCUCUGCUACUCCACCUACAUCGCCGCACAGUUCUAUCCGAGGGUGUGGACGCUGGUGCCCACCUCUAUCAUCCUGGGUCUGGGGGCGGCGCCCAUGUGGUCCGCAAAGUGUACUUACCUGACACAGGUGGGCAGCAAGUACGCAGAAAUUGUCGGGGAGAGUGCCGAAGUGGUCAUCGUCCGCUUCUUCGGCAUUUUCUUCCUCUUCUUCCAAUCGACGCAGGUGUGGGGCAACCUCAUCUCCUCGUCAGUGCUGUCCCAGGGCGUAGAAGCCGAGGAGGACCCGGAUGAAGCAGCACUGCUUAUGUGUGGGGUCAACUUCUGUCCCCACACCCACGACUCACACCAUUCCAACCUUACCAACCUGGCCAAGCCCCCCGACUCCAAGAUUUACAUCAUGGCCUCAAUAUACCUCGUGUGCGCCAUCAUCUCCUCCGUCAUCAUUGCCUUCCUCGUCGAUCCCCUCACCAGGUACGGCGAAGAGGAGAGGGUUGGGUCGUCCUCGGGAAAGAGUGGAUGGGAGUUGCUGGUGGCGACCUUCAACCAUAUGCGCCACCCGUACCAGCUGCUGAUCAUCCCCCUCACCAUGUGGUCGGGUGUCGAGCAGGCCUUCCUAGGAGCUGAUUACACUGCUGCGUAUGUGUCGUGCGGUAUGGGGGUCCAUAUGGUCGGCUACGUUAUGAUCUGCUACGGGGUGUGCGACGCAAUCUGCUCCAUCACCUUCAGCCCGCUGGUGAAGAUGGUGGGGCGCGUGCCCAUCUUCACCAUGGGCGCCAUCAUCAACCUGGGCAUCGUCAUUGCCCUCCGUAGCUGGAUGCCCCAUCCAGAUGACGUGGUCCUUUUCUUCGUCAUGGCGGGCCUCUGGGGAGUGUCCGACGCCGUUUGGCAGACUCAGAUCAACGCCUUCUACGGUGUCAUCUUCCCCGGAGAGUCAGAGGCGGCCUUCAGUAACUAUCGCCUGUGGGAGUCCCUCGGCUACAUCUUCUCCUACGUGGGCAGCACUACCUACUGCAUGGACGUCAAGAUCACCAACGUCGUCGUCUCCCUCGUCUUCGGCAUCAUUGGCUACUACAUCAUCGAAGUCCUGGAGCGACGCGGGGGCAUCAGGAAGGACGACCGAGGCAACGUCGUCACCAUCGACAGACUGGUCAAAGACAGGUUCUUCGGUGACAGGCGCUAGAGGUGACAGGAUGCGUAGACCAGACUGGCUGUCGAAUAGGGUCAGUCUCGAGGUAUCUUGUGAAGUUCUUUUUUUCACGUUUUCAAACUAAUCAGAGACCAAUUCCUGGACCCUCUGAGAACAUGCAAUUCAGACGGCUUUUUAUUUAAUAUGAAAUCAAUAUGACUAGUGCUCAAGAGUGGCUACGCGCCCUGUGGUCAACAAUGAUCACACAACCUGUGCUUAAAAAUGAUUGUUUUGUCCAAAGAAUAGGAACAAUUAUCAUAACACCUCUGGUAUUAUUUCUUUGGCUAAGUCGUGUGAUCUAGAGUUGUUUUAUUACUGAAUAAAUAUUAAUAAAAUAUGAUAAUUGUGCCAAAAAAAAUUAUUAAAUUGUUGUAUGGACUAGUCCACCAUGGGGUACAAUGUGUGUGUACUGCGUGGCACUAAUAUGGGGCUUAUUGUAUGUUAUAAUGUAUAUUUCCAAAGCGUUCUACAUUCCAAAGUGGUGUGCAUUCCAAGGUGGUCUUCAUUCCAAAGUGGUUUACCUUCCAACGUGGUGUGUAUUCCAAAGUGGUCUUCAUUCUAAAGUGAUCUGCAUUCCAAAACGGUCUGCAUUCUAAUGUGGUCUGCAUUCCAAAGUGAUCGUCAUUCCACGGUGUUCUAUAUUUCAGUGAAGAUUUCGAAGAUUCGCUUGUUAUAUAUAUAUAUA